AUGGACCUAAUUUGGGAACCGGAAGAGGUUCUACACAUGGAGGGCGACACAGACGAGGAGGACAAACAGGAGGGAAACGGGUGCAAGCAAGGGGAGCAAAGGGACGAAGGGGAACCGGAAGAGGGAAAGAGGCCGAAAGGGACCGCGGGGACGCACAGGGGGAAACGCACGGGGAGGGGAGAAGAGGAACGAGAGGACCCAUACUUACCCAAACAUGGAUUAAUAGGUUCUACACAUGACUAUGAGGACAAACAUGAGUGA
This is a messenger RNA of Microthlaspi erraticum, 261 nucleotides long. The record is from the annotation of a GenBank genome assembly. NCBI's taxonomy places the organism in Eukaryota, Viridiplantae, Streptophyta, Magnoliopsida, Brassicales, Brassicaceae.